Molecule: messenger RNA, 248 nt
Organism: Papilio polytes (common Mormon)
Lineage: Eukaryota; Metazoa; Arthropoda; Insecta; Lepidoptera; Papilionidae
Product: cytosolic non-specific dipeptidase-like
Exons: 2
Biological process (GO): proteolysis
Molecular function (GO): peptidase activity
Source: RefSeq, a predicted model, not a curated record
CGAAAGCUAGUAAUAAAUAAAUAAUGUGUCAGUGGGCGGAGCGCGGCUCGCCGAACAAGAUGCGCAUCAGCGCGCAGAGCGGGCGUGCCUGGACGGAGAACCCCGACCACCCGCACUACCAGGCCGCCGCGCGCGCCACCAAGCUCAUCUACCAGACUGAGCCGGACAUGUCCCGCGAGGGCGGGUCCAUCCCUGUGACGAUAACGCUGCAGGAGGCGAGCGGCCGCAACGUGCUGCUGCUGCCGAUG